UCAUCGCCAUAGCAUCUCCAUCUCACAUCAAAUAACCUCCUAAUGCAAUCCUUCGAGCUUAGCCAAGAACAAGCUAAAGAAGUCACAGUAGAGGUCCAAGAUGAUCCUCCGUGGAUCAAGAGAGUGACAAAUGUUCUCAAUGGGUGUCAAGAAAAAACACAAGGCAAUUGGCCAUGUACUAUCUUCAAGGUGCCGGAGCUCAUCCGGCAGUGGGACAAUACGGGGGCGUAUGAUCCUUUUGUCGUUACCAUCGGCCCUUACCAUUACAAUAAAUCAGAAGAUAGAACAGUGCAGGUCAUGCAAGCUCACAAGUGGCACUGCAUGCGGCGCUUGCCCUCAAGGCACACCAAGAGUAGGUGCAAAGCUACCGAUUUGUUCGGCCAGUGCUUGGAGGAAAUGCGGAAAAUGGAUGUAGAUGUCCGAGGCAGCGACUCAGAAGAUCUCCAUCACUUGAGUGUUAAUGAUUUGGCCUUGAUCAUGUUGAUGGAUGGUUGUUUCAUCAUCCAUGUCUUGCUCGAGUUUAAUAAAGACAAGGACUGGGAGAACAUUGCCAACAUGGUAAGUUUGCGCAAAAAUAAUGAUAAUAUUGAUGAUGGUCAGGAGGAGGAAGAGGACAUUGCUGCUGGACAUGAAGAAGACAUGGUGGUGUUGGACAUUAUGGGAGAAAAAUUGAUAGAUUUGAGAGUGGUUGCUGUAUGGAAUGUAUGGGGAAAGAUGCUGUAUGAUUUGGUGAAGGUUGAGAACCAAAUCCCUUUUACCAUUAUAUAGACACUCUUCAGCAAGCUUAAGACUUCUGGAGAUGAAGGCAUCAAUCUAGUCGAGAUUGCACAUCUGGCUUUAAGUGGUAUCCAUCCAUCACCUCUCCCAAGCUUGGCUAGCUUCUGCCUCUGCAAGU
Messenger RNA from Dioscorea cayenensis subsp. rotundata (Guinea yam), 895 nucleotides. RefSeq lists its product as uncharacterized. NCBI's taxonomy places the organism in Eukaryota, Viridiplantae, Streptophyta, Magnoliopsida, Dioscoreales, Dioscoreaceae. The record is from RefSeq and is a predicted model, not a curated record. The transcript has a single exon. Bases 43 to 768 code for a protein of 241 amino acids.